AUGAAAAUUGGCUCAGCACAGUAUACUGCGAUGAUCACAAGGCCCGAUAUUGCCUUUAUGAUUAGCCGUCUAUCUGAAGCGCUCAAAAGCCCCUCGCAGGACCACAUUCGCGCUGCAGAUCGAGUUAUCGAAUAUCUCUACAACACGCGCUUUUACGCGCUCGAAUUCUCCGCCAAGGAAGAAGGUCAGGAGAUCGCCGCAGUUCGGUCCGCGCCGCACAAGCGAGCCCUCGAGCGCACCAAGAGCCGAAAGCGGCUAGAGCCAUCUUUACCCGAUCCCACAACGGGCGAGCAAAGUUGGAAAGCCCAGCGAGUCGAUUUCACCUCCUUCUCACCCCUCUCGCUGUCGACAAUUAACGCGGUCCCGUCGCGCCAUCGCCCAUCAUGUAUGGCUGACUUCUAUUUCCAUCCUACAGCGCUCGUGUCCGGCGAGAAGACGAACUUCCAGUACAUCCUGCGUCUGCUCAACACCAAUGUUGACGGCAAGCAGAAGAUCAUGUACGCCCUGACUCAGGUCAAGGGUGUUGGUCGCCGUUACUCCAACUUGGUCUGCAAGAAGGCCGAUGUUGACCUUAACAAGCGUGCCGGUGAGCUCACCACCGAAGAGCUCGAGCGUGUCGUCACCAUCCUCCAGAACCCCACGCAGUACAAGAUCCCCACCUGGUUCCUCAACAGACAGCGCGACGUCACCGACGGCAAGGACUCCCAGGUUCUGUCCAACGGUCUGGACAGCAAGCUCCGUGAGGACUUGGAGCGCCUGAAGAAGAUCCGCUCCCACCGUGGUCUCCGUCACUACUGGGGUCUCCGUGUGCGCGGUCAGCACACCAAGACCACCGGCCGUCGCGGACGCACCGUCGGUGUCAGCAAGAAGAAGGGCUAA
Aspergillus affinis is the source of this 879-nucleotide messenger RNA. RefSeq names its product 40S ribosomal uS13 domain-containing protein. The coding region runs from base 1 to 879 and encodes 292 amino acids. Gene Ontology annotation, biological process: translation. NCBI's taxonomy places the organism in Eukaryota, Fungi, Ascomycota, Eurotiomycetes, Eurotiales, Aspergillaceae. Gene Ontology annotation, cellular component: cytosol; small ribosomal subunit; ribosome. Gene Ontology annotation, molecular function: structural constituent of ribosome; RNA binding. The record is from RefSeq and is a predicted model, not a curated record. The transcript has 4 exons.